Messenger RNA from Echinococcus granulosus, 954 nucleotides. Its product is annotated as RING finger protein. NCBI's taxonomy places the organism in Eukaryota, Metazoa, Platyhelminthes, Cestoda, Cyclophyllidea, Taeniidae. Gene Ontology annotation, molecular function: ubiquitin protein ligase activity; metal ion binding. The transcript is spliced from 6 exons. The coding region runs from base 1 to 954 and encodes 317 amino acids. The record is from RefSeq and is a predicted model, not a curated record. Gene Ontology annotation, cellular component: endoplasmic reticulum membrane; Golgi membrane.
AUGCAAAUACGUGAAAUGGAAAACGAAGCCAAUGCAAUUGUAAUCAAUAACGUCACCUAUGAUUUGCGAAACGUUUCUAGAGAAGAAGCUGCAAGAUUGAGACAUUUAAAAAUUCAUGAGGAGCACAAAGGUCAUGAGGCUAUGCAUUUAGAGAUCUUUUUAAUUCUCGUUUUCUUCACAUUUGGUGCCCAAUUCGCCCUGAUGGCCUGGAAAAAAUACCACCCCAAAUCUUAUCAUCUGCUCACACUUCUUGGGAUGUGGAUUGUCCCCAUGUGUUACAGUUCGUAUAUGCUCUAUUUCCGAUUCAUGACGGUAUGGUUGUUUUUUUCACUGGUCACCGGAGUCAUGGUUUAUUUAAGCUCAUGUCCGCACAUUUCAACGUCGACGCCUAGGCGCGUAUAUUGGUGGUUCCUACUUGUUCAUAAGAUAUCUUAUGCUGGGUCGGUAGGCGGCUACUUUCUCGUGCUUUUUUCACUGUUCAUUCCUAACCUCAUCAACCCCGGUUUCGCUAUUCCUGUUGGCGGCCUGGUUCUCUUUUAUGGCGUUUACUAUGGUCUCGUCGCGCGAGACUUUGCUGAAGUGUGUACCGACAAAAUGGCUGCCCAUAUUAGCUAUUUUACAGCUACUGGCAUUCCACUGAGGCGAAUUGACCCCGGCGUUUGUGCCCUAUGUACGAACGUUAUGCUAAAUGGCAAGGGUGAGAAAAAGUACCGGCUCAACUGUUCUCACGUCUUUCAUGAGUUUUGUCUUCGUGGUUGGUGCAUUGUGGGAAAGAAGGAUACGUGUCCAUACUGCAAAGAGAAAGUCAACCUUCACAAGCUUAUCAAAAACCCGUGGGAAAAACCGCAUCUUCUCUUCGGCAGUCUCCUGGAUGCCAUUCGCUACCUUGUCGCCUGGCAGCCAUUGAUUCUGAUGGCAGUGCACGUCAUCAUUUGGGUCUUAGAUUUAAAGUGA